CCCCGCCCAGGUACCGGAGGCCGAGGGAGAAGCCGGGCCGAGUUUCCAGAGGACCGAACUGGGCGCGCGGGGCGGCUGCGGCGCAGGUUUCCUGGCCGAGUCCCUACUUCUGGCCCCUCAUGCCACUGGGACUGGGGCGGCGGAAAAAGGCACCACCUCUGGUGGAAAAUGAAGAGGCAGAGCCAGGCCGGAGUGGCCUGGGAGUUGGGGAGCCUGGGCCCCUGGGUGGAAGCGGAGCAGGGGAAUCCCAGAUGGGCUUGCCCCCACCUCCUGCUGCCCUCCGGCCUCGCCUGGUGUUCCACACACAGCUGGCCCACGGUAGCCCCACAGGCCGCAUCGAGGGCUUCACCAAUGUCAAGGAGUUGUAUGGCAAGAUCGCUGAGGCCUUCCGACUACCAGCUGCAGAGGUGAUGUUCUGCACCCUCAACACCCAUAAAGUGGAUAUGGACAAGCUCCUGGGGGGCCAGAUCGGGCUGGAAGACUUCAUCUUUGCUCACGUCAAGGGACAGCGCAAAGAAGUGGAAGUAUUCAAGUCUGAGGAGGCGCUGGGACUCACCAUCACCGACAACGGGGCCGGCUAUGCCUUCAUUAAGCGCAUCAAGGAAGGCAGUGUGAUUGACCACAUCCAGCUCAUCAGCGUGGGUGAUAUGAUUGAAGCCAUCAACGGGCAGAGCCUGCUGGGCUGUCGGCACUACGAAGUUGCCAGGCUCCUCAAGGAGCUGCCCCGAGGCCGCACCUUCACCCUCAAACUCACAGAGCCUCGGAAAGCCUUUGAUAUGAUCAGCCAGCGUUCAGCCGGUGGCCACCCUGGCUCGGUCCCACAACUGGGCACUGGCCGAGGGACCCUCAGGCUCCGAUCCCGGGGCCCUGCUACAGUGGAGGAUCUGCCAUCGGCCUUUGAGGAAAAGGCCAUUGAGAAGGUGGAUGACUUGCUAGAGAGCUACAUGGGGAUCAGAGACACAGAACUGGCUGCCACCAUGGUGGAGCUGGGAAAGGACAAAAGGAACCCAGAUGAACUGGCAGAGGCUCUCGAUGAACGGCUCGGUGACUUUGCAUUCCCAGAUGAAUUCGUCUUUGAUGUCUGGGGAGCCAUCGGGGAUGCCAAGGUCGGCCGCUACUAAGACUGGAACUGAACUGGACCUUGAGAUAACCUGGGCUUGGCCUGGCUGGGGCCUCCAGGAUGGCUGCCACAGCCAAGACCUGAGCACUCUGCUUAGGCAUGACACUCAGCAGCCUGGGGAUGGCAUGGGAUGGAAGUGGCCUAUGGUCCUGGCCCCGCUCCGAUCACCACGGUGCCCAGCCUGGUUGGGAUCCCUGGCCAACCUCUGCCAGGUUCCCUACCUACCUCAGUAGAGUGAGUGCAUGGGGAGGGACCAGCACACUGGGCAGCCACCUCUGUCCCCAACACUUCCCUCUAUCAGCUGGCAAACUGCCCCUUCUGUCUCCCUGAGGCUCAAUUCUGUUUGGGGUCAUGACUUUCCUAUCUUACUUUUUUGCUUUGUUUUUUCAAGACAGACUCACUAUGUAGUGCUGGUUGUCCUGGAACUCACUAUGUAGAUCAGGCUGGCCUCGAACUCAGAGAUCUGCCUACACCUGCAUUCCCAGUAAAGGUGUGCUUCACCA
Molecule: messenger RNA, 1623 nt
Organism: Phodopus roborovskii (desert hamster)
Lineage: Eukaryota; Metazoa; Chordata; Mammalia; Rodentia; Cricetidae
Gene: Gipc1
Product: GIPC PDZ domain containing family member 1
Exons: 7
Coding region: 120-1121 (333 amino acids)
Molecular function (GO): protein binding
Source: RefSeq, a predicted model, not a curated record